This is a messenger RNA of Echinostoma caproni, 981 nucleotides long. NCBI's taxonomy places the organism in Eukaryota, Metazoa, Platyhelminthes, Trematoda, Plagiorchiida, Echinostomatidae. The record is from the annotation of a GenBank genome assembly.
GAGGGGAAAAAGGUUUACGGCUCAUCCGGAUUUCGCGGUAAAGGAUUUCAAUUUGACGAGUCUGAGGCUUUGCUCACCUCGGAAAAACGGAAAGCCCAAAAGGCUGCCCUCGGCUUGCAAGAUUCAGAUGACGAGGAACCCGAUCCUGGUGCAGUAGACUGGGACUCAAAGAUCGAAGAUAUGCUAGCCACGAAACGCAAAGUGACUGAUAUUGUCAAAUCGAACACAUUGGAACAGACAAUGUCAGAAGCUGCUGCUGCCGCAGCCGCCGCCGCUCAGGCUAACCAGGGCCCGAUAAGUGCAGCCUUGGCGUUGGCCCGUCAAAAAGCUGCCCAACUCGGUUUAACCAAGAAUUUGAAUGCACCUGCACCGACACCGGUCAGUCGCGCGGAUGCAGCUCAGGCCACUGCGAUUGCUGUCCUUAAGGGAAACUCGCCUGUGACCAGUGGCCCGGCAAGUUCUGCUGCCGCUGCGGCGGCGGCUGCAGCAGCCGCAGCUGUUGCUGCUUCCGCAGGAAAUAACGGUGCGGGGUCAGUUCCAUCCAGUCGUACGUUGGCCGAACAAGCCGCAGAGCGGCUAAAUGCAAAGUUGGGCUAUUCCAAACAGUCACAAUCCACCCCAUCAGAAGAGGAGACACCUGCUCCGGCUGGGAAUGACAUGGUUCGCAGAUAUGAAGAGGAACUGGUCAUUAACGACUUUCCACAAAAUGUUCGCUGGCGCGUUACUGGUCGUGAGAUGCUCAAUCAUUUGAACGACUAUUGUGAUGUUGGUGUCUCGGUACGUGGAGUUUAUAUGCCCCCAUCCAAGGCGCGCACAUAUGUGCCCGAGGGUACGGAUGAUCGUCCGUUGUACUUGUGUAUAGAGGCCGUCAAUGAGCGUCAAAUUGCAGUGGCCAAAAAGGAGAUUAUGCGUGUUAUCAAAGAUGAAAUGUUGAAAUCUGCCAGCAGCUCUGCUUCACGUGGUCGGUACAAAGUCGUCUAG